AUGGCGUGUGCGACCAUGUACUACACAGUCCACACCCAUAGCCUCGCUAGUUGGACUGCCAAGAAGGAUUAUUGCGAAUUCCAGAAGAACUUCGAGGCAGCGUCUCAAUGCUCAAUUAGUCGUCCACCAGCGAAAAGGGCUAUGGCCACACCUUGGAUCUUUGCGAGUGAUAACGCCUGGGGGAAACUACUGUCCAGCUUUCCAACGAGGUCAAAUCUCGAAAGGAUUGCAGCGAUUGGCGUCAUAAUCGUAAUAACAGCACUGCACUUCUGCGACUUAUCCUCCUUGUGGUAUCGUAUCGCACGUGGAAAACAACCAUCGGGAUCAUACUUUACCCUCGAUUAUCACUUUGGCUUCCUGUCGAUACGAUACUGCCAGAUGAUUACAAUGACCAAGAUUCGUACAUUCGAGGACAUGGUAGAAACCUUCAAACAAAUGUCAUCAGUCGAGAAAUCCAAGAGCUGGAGAAGAGGUUGA
Messenger RNA from Parastagonospora nodorum SN15, 477 nucleotides. RefSeq lists its product as hypothetical. The coding region runs from base 1 to 477 and encodes 158 amino acids. The transcript has 3 exons. The record is from RefSeq and is a predicted model, not a curated record. NCBI's taxonomy places the organism in Eukaryota, Fungi, Ascomycota, Dothideomycetes, Pleosporales, Phaeosphaeriaceae.